This is a messenger RNA of Cucurbita maxima (winter squash), 789 nucleotides long. Its product is annotated as peroxidase 51-like. Gene Ontology annotation, molecular function: peroxidase activity; heme binding. Gene Ontology annotation, biological process: response to oxidative stress. Bases 243 to 626 code for a protein of 127 amino acids. NCBI's taxonomy places the organism in Eukaryota, Viridiplantae, Streptophyta, Magnoliopsida, Cucurbitales, Cucurbitaceae. The transcript has a single exon. The record is from RefSeq and is a predicted model, not a curated record.
UGCGGGUAUAAAAAGAGGGGAAAAAAAAAAAGCAUAAAAAAUAGAGAGAAUGGAAUUAAAGGGGUUUUGGAAACCAAUUAAACCUCACAAUUGAUUCGUGACUUACAGGCCGGAGGCCCAAAUUUCAACGUCGAGUUAGGACGGCGUGACGGCCUCAUUUCCAAAGCCUCACGCGUCGACGGCAAUUUACCAUCUCCAAAUUUCGACCUAAACGCCCUGACUUCGAUCUUCGCCAAACCGACAUGAUUGCUCUCUCCGGUGCCCACACCAUCGGCGCCUCCCACUGCAACCGCUUCGCCGACCGCCUGUUCUCCUCCUCCGGCGUCGAUCCCUCGCUUAACCGAGCCUACGCCGAACAGAUAAAGCAAGCCUGUCCUCGAAAUGUUGACCCAAACGUCGUGGUCCAGCUAGAUCCGACCACUCCUAACACGUUCGACAACGUGUAUUACCAGAAUCUGAUAGACGGGAAAGGACUAUUCAAAUCGGACGAGAUUCUGUUCACGAGCUCGGCGUCGAAGUCGACGGUGGUGGAAUUUGCGAACAAUGGAGGGGAGUUCAAUGCGGCGUUUGGGGUUAAGACGGGGAGGGCGGGAGAGAUAAGGAGAGAUUGCAGCGCCUUUAAUUGACUGGGAGAGAUUGAUGGAGCUUUAACAAUGGCUUCCAUACAAUUGAAUAAAAACUACAUUAAUUAACAGCAACAACAACAUUAUUUGCUCCAAAAUUAUGUUCAUUCAUAAUAUUAAUUAAACGGGAAUUUAUCUUUCGAAUCAUUUGAACAAAUAAUAAAAA